This is a messenger RNA of Carcharodon carcharias (great white shark), 1921 nucleotides long. RefSeq names its product zona pellucida glycoprotein d (gene zpd). Gene Ontology annotation, cellular component: cell surface; apical plasma membrane. The record is from RefSeq and is a predicted model, not a curated record. Lineage: Eukaryota; Metazoa; Chordata; Chondrichthyes; Lamniformes; Lamnidae. The coding region runs from base 785 to 1837 and encodes 350 amino acids. Gene Ontology annotation, biological process: neutrophil migration. The transcript is spliced from 10 exons.
GUUUGAUACAAAGUAGGACGUCAUUUCUUAUUGAUGGGUUGCCAUCUUGCCAGAAGGUGAAUAUUUCUCUCGUGACUAUGUGUGAAGCAGCUGAGGUGAAGAAAAGUGCGGAGAUCUUUGUGGUGGCCAAUACAGCUCCAGUGAAGUUUGUCAAAGUUACUCAGACGGCUGGUUCCACUGAUGGCUACACUGUGUCCUGGUCAGUGACGGGCGAUCCAGCGAAAAUCCUCUUCUACAUCUACAAAAAUGGAACCCUGCAUCGUACCCAGAAACAGACAGAGUACGUUUCAACUGGCCUCAAACCUUGUACCCUGGAGACGUUAACACUGAAGGCGGUUUGUGGGACUGGUGCAGUGGCUGACAUGAGAACAAUCACCGUGGCAACAGCGCCAGAGGUAAUCACUAACCUGUCCUACCAGCACACUGUUGACGGAGGCUUUUUCUCCUGGAAUUCCCCACCAGUAUUUCAUGGGAUUCAUAUCCGUAUUGACAACAGAGUAAUGGCUUUCACCAGGAAGAAUUAUUACCGAGCGUUGGGUUUGAACACCUGCACUCAAUAUCAAUAUGUGUUUGAAGCAGCCUGUGGACGCUGGAGGAGUAAAGCUGUCACCAGGGUUGAGUUCACAGAUUCUACAGUUCCUGCAUUCUGGACAAUUCUCUGAUGCGGAAGUAGAGAUGUUGUAUCUGGUGAAAAGCAACAACAUGGUUGAGAUGAAUGUAGCAGUAGCUGCCCAACUCAGUAAUAAAACUUUCUCAAGUCUCAUAAGCCUUCAGACUGACUUGAAUGAUUCUAACGUGUCGACCAUGGGCAGUGCACUCUUCUGGAAUGAUGAGGAUGAAUGUGCAAAUGCUACUAUUAAUGACUGCCCAGUGGAAUCAGACUGCAUCAAUACUUUUGAUUCAUUCACGUGCAUCUGUCACCAAGGAUACUUUGAAACCACUGAUCCAGGGAGAGCUUGUAGAGAUAAAUGAGACACACAAAAUAUUUAAGCACGUCAUCACUAAUGAGUUCCGUUCUGAUUCUUCCAUAAUCAGAGAAGAGCCACUAAUAUUUGAAGUGAACUGUGCCUAUUUACGUAGCUCCUUAGUGAAAAUGUCCCUGGAAGUGCCCCCACUCAUCAGGAUGUUUAAGCCCGUAGUGCAGUACAAUAAGGAGAACCUCCAUCUCACUAUGUCUCUCUACAAGAAUGGUACUUUCACACCCGAGGCAGCUUAUGGAGCAAGUCCAGCUAUGUGGCUUAAUGAUGACCUCUAUUUGGAGGUCAAAGCACCCGGGAGCUUUGAGGCUGCGUUUGUUCUGCAAGUAACUUCCUGCUGGGCUACAACAACCCCUGAUCCUCAAGGGAAGCAAAAGUUCCACUUCCUUCAAGAUGGCUGUCCUCAUGAUGAAACUUUCCGAUGGCAUUCUGUAAACGGUGCUUCCAGCAGUAGUCGAUUUUCCAUAAAAAUGUUUAAUUUUGUCGAACGGGCAAACCAUCGUAUCUAUCUCCAUUGUCAGACCAAGAUCUGCCAUAUUGGGACUGCUGAUUGCUUAGCGGAAUGUGCGGACGCCCAGAUUCCCAAAAGGCUGGAAUGGGAUGUAUUAGCAACAGCCUCCAAGCCUGUGAAUGGGAUUGUCUCUAUAGGACCUAUAGAGCUGUGGAGCGUGAUUGAAGGUGUGCUGAUCGAUUUGGGACAUGCAACAACAAACUGGGAAGACCUGAAAGUACUGCUCUGGGCAGCUGGUGGGAUAAUAGGAACAACACUGAUGGUGGUGGUUGUGGUUGUUGUAAAGAAAAAGAUUAUGAUUUACAACACACUGUCUCAGCACUCGAACAACAGGCAACUUAACCUUUAAAAAAGAAGCUAGGAGAACUUCACAGAUUCAGAUAUGCACCGAGAGCCAUGUGUAUUAUAAUAAAGGAGAAUUCAUUAUGCUUUC